This is a messenger RNA of Branchiostoma floridae (Florida lancelet), 1986 nucleotides long. RefSeq lists its product as uncharacterized. The record is from RefSeq and is a predicted model, not a curated record. The coding region runs from base 371 to 1174 and encodes 267 amino acids. The transcript has 2 exons. NCBI's taxonomy places the organism in Eukaryota, Metazoa, Chordata, Leptocardii, Amphioxiformes, Branchiostomatidae.
AAGAAGGUCUACCUGCUCCUUCUGGCUUACUCCCCGGAGCGCUAAUGUGAGAUCAGCGGGCUGACUGUCUUGGAUCCCCGAACAAAACUCGCUAGCUACCCGUUCCUGUCUGGCCCCCAGGGUACCUAAAUCUGACCCCAAACUGCGUUGCUAUGCUCCGGUGAACCUUCCUCCAUCUGACCCGAUUCUGAUUUGAAUUUGCCCCGAGGCCCCAGUCAGACACCGCCGUACCGUCGCCCCGCGCACCGGCCAUGUUUGCCGAGACUGUGUCGGGAUAGUAGGAAUACUUGUCGUGCCCGGAGAUUUGUCUGCACUCUAACGUUUCCUCCCCACAGAGAUAUCAGCUAUUUACGGAAUCAGCCCGUCCCUAAUGGAAGGCGCACAUUCUCCCGGGACAGUCCAGUGGCUGCAGCAGGGUAGGACUGGCCCAGCUACAACAAAGGAGCGUCGCUGGAGCUGGAAUCCUCCCUGCUACGGGAAUACUCAGUCCGCCAAACCACCCAUCCACAGGACCAGCCUGGGAUGUUUACCGAACAAGAAGAUGGCCAGCGAGAGUAGGUGUUCGACAGAGAAUACCCGGCUGGACAUAUCGUUAAGACUGCUGAGAGAUGAACUGGCCGAACUGCGGAUGUCCGGGGACUCUCUGUCGGAACAGAUGCAGGGCAUGUUCCGAACCAUCCAGGACCUGAAAUGUGCCUCUGAAGAAGCCUCUCAGCAAGACCUGUCCUUCCUGGCCGAGGAGAAUCUGGACUUAUUGACGGAGUGCAGGACGAGGAAACCUAUCGCCAUUCCGGAGGAGUUGGACGGUUUGUGUGAGCCCGAGGACCAUGAGGGGACCAGAACUUUCUCUAACGACUCCGAGCUUGAGUCAUGUAAACCCGCGUCAGACACCGUACAUAACAGGUCGGUUUCGGACUGUUCAAUGGACUCCGCAUUUUCCGAUAUGAGUUCACAAGGUCUGCUCCUUUCCCCCACGUCUCCCCCUCCUGUCCCCCCACGAACACUCCCUCCCCCUCUCCCCCCGCGGAGAGCAUACUCAGUACCUGCCAUGAGCGCUGAUAAGGUCAGGUAUAGAGACAGUCAACCAAUCAGAGAACGGCAAACAAAGGUGAAGCGCAGGAGCAAGUGCGAGUGGAUGUUGGAGCUGGAUGUACAGACGGCGACUUUAGUUUGAUUAUUGAGGCUUUAUUCCUACCUUUGUAGAAAAAAAAAGGGUGUGGACAUCUUCUCAAUUUAAUACAGCCAUAUCCAGUUGCUUGAGUAACUACUUUUUGGCGUAAUACAGCUGGUGUUUGGAAAUUUGCUUUUUUAAUUUGGUUUAAUUUCUAUCACUUUCAACCUGAAAAGGACACUUUAAAGAAAUGAAGCUACCACUGUCAACCGAUCGGGGCCUCUGGUGACCUCAAAAAGCAAGCGGGGCUACCGUUUGGCUGACAGUAGAAAGCCUUGCUGUAAGAGAUGGCAUUGAUGGAUACACUUUAGGAUAUUUCUAUAUCAACUCCUUGUGAAAUAAUUCAUGUUUGAGAUAUAUAAUCUAGACGCUGUUGAUCGGAGUCAGUAUUACAUAAUGUGUAUUUUGAAGGUACUUAAUUGACACCACAAAAGAACGUGGACUUUCUUCAGGGACUCCUGUAACUGAAGACAUUAUCAUUACCAUGUAAUGCAGUGCCACCACAGCAGUUAGACAUAGCCGUGUAUACAACACGGUUAGUGGUAAGCUACAUCAGAUGUUUGAAGGAUUUUGUACUACUAUAUGUGUGUGUGUGUGUGGAGACCAUUGACUGCGAUGAAUGGGCAAAAAGUCCCAAUGAGUGCUGCAGAAGCUUGUUCCAUCUGUAGCAUGAUAUUGCAGCUAAGAGGUUCUGUACAAAGUGAUAAAGACAGAAACUUAUGGGGGGGGGGGUGAAUAAUUUUGCAACCUGCCUUUGUGUGAAAGUUGUGAUUUUGGAUGGACUACGAAAUAAAUUUUGACUUUUUCAUCUGGAA